This is a messenger RNA of Ictalurus furcatus (blue catfish), 7916 nucleotides long. It is a transcript of the gene abl1, whose product is annotated as c-abl oncogene 1, non-receptor tyrosine kinase. Gene Ontology annotation, molecular function: protein binding; non-membrane spanning protein tyrosine kinase activity; ATP binding. NCBI's taxonomy places the organism in Eukaryota, Metazoa, Chordata, Actinopteri, Siluriformes, Ictaluridae. The record is from RefSeq and is a predicted model, not a curated record. Gene Ontology annotation, biological process: protein phosphorylation; regulation of apoptotic process. Bases 2982 to 6155 code for a protein of 1057 amino acids. The transcript has 11 exons.
UAAAUAAAGGAAUAUUCUCCAGCUGUAGUUGCAGGUUGUCGAGUCGUGAUUGGAAGUGAUCCGUCCAGCUAAAUAACGAAUAAUUGCGCUUUAAAACAUACUGAUACCGUAGAGCUGGCAAGCGAAAUUUUUUCCUUAGCGACACACUUCACUUACCGUGUCUAUUGAAUAAAGUCUGCCUGAUUUUUAAAAGGAAUAUUUUAGCUAAUGGCAUAGAUGAUCUGUUUCUAAUUGGAGACUAGUUCCAGCUCUUCAUACACUGCUUAAUAAAUCUAAUAUAAGGUGACGGAGGCCAGAUUUACUAAUCCUGAUAAUCACAUUAGCACUGGUUUAGUAUCGCACGCUCAUCAAAAAAAAUAUACACCGUAUACAGUACGUCGAGACUCAAAACCAUAAUCGUGAUUACAAAUGAACGUAGAGAGAAAAAAAAAAAAACUAGUUCAAAGUGGAACUCUCCAGCGAAAAAUGUACUCGAGUGAAAGUAAAAACUCGAGUUUUAAAAUGUAAAUGUUGUUAACUGGUGAAAUGAAGUAGUCGUGCUUUCUAAAAACUGUCGCAACAUUGCCAAGUUUGCUGCGUAGUUUGCUAAUGAAUUCAUCAGAUGUAAAAUAACCAGUGUUUACCAUUAGCUCGAAUUUUACUUGCAGCCCAUACAAUUACAUUAGCUCCUGGUCACAGUGCUAGUGUGACGGAAGUAGCAAAGAACACAGGCUAGUUUAGUCAAAUAUUGCUAGUUAAUGUUGGCAGAUUAGUGAAACUUACCUCAGCUUGUUUUUUCAAAGCAGAUUCAAGAUUUUUAUUUGUCACAUAUACAGUAUAUAACUUGCAGCGAAAUGAAAGCCUGGACAACUCCUCCUUAGACUGUGCAUUUAAAUAACAAAAUUUUUAAAAAUCAGAAAUGAAUACGGAAGACUUGUAGAGGAAUGGGGCGCACGGUGGUUUAGUGGUUAGCAAGUCCGCCUCACACCACCAGGGUUGGGGGUUUGAUUCCUGCCACGGCCCUGCGUGCAUGGAGUUUGGACGUUCUCCCCGUGGUUCCCUCCGGGUACUCCGGUUUCCUCCGCCAGUCCAAAGACAUGCAUGGUAGGCUGAUUGGCAUGUCCAAAGUGUCCGUAGUGUAUGAAUGGGUGUGUGUGGAUGUGAUUGUGCGAUGGAUUUGCACCCUGUCCAGGGUGUACCUCGCCUUGUUCCCGAUGCUCCCUGGGCUAGGCUCCAGGUUCGCCGUGACCCUGAAGGAUAAACGAUUUAGAUGAUGUAUGGAUGGAUGCUUGUACAGGAAUGUGCAAAAAAAAAAAAAAAAAGGGACGUACAAAAUAUGCAAUUAUGUUACAUGUAGUAACAGUACAAAGUGCAGAGUGGGCCUUAUGGAGUUCUACUGGAUCUGUACAGUUAACAUAUCGGUGUUGAGGUGUCUGAUGGCCUGAGGGAAGAAGUUCCUCCUGAGCUUCUCAGUUUUAGCAUUAAAUACACUGUGUAGUGUAACAUUUAUAUUCUUUAAUUCAAGACUUAUAAAAUAUCAUGACCUCAAUUUAGUACCUAAAACUAAACCAUCCAUACAUCUUACUAAAUGGUUCACAAUUCAUUUAAAAAAAAAAAAAAAAAAAAGCUUCUAAAUUGGAUGAUCUCAUUUGGUUUGUGUUGCGCUCAUGUACGUGGAAGAAUUCAGUACGUCAAUACAUGAGAACAAUACAAUACAACUCGCUAAUCAACAUUCAUAGCCCUGAUCUCCAUUGAUUAAAGACUUCAGGUCAUGUUGUUCUUUCUUCUUGUGGUAUUAUCUCAUCCUCGGGGGGACGGGACAUCCAACAUGGUCAAACAAUUCGGACAAUUUUCAUUCGGUUAGAACGUUGUCAGUGCAUGCUUCACAAAUUAUAACCUUAAAAGUAUAAAGGUAUCAUCACUUGACUGAUGACAUACAGGCCAUAAUUUAAUUAGUCAAUAAGACACAACUGAGGUUUUUUUUUUUUGUAAUGCUCAGAUAUUUUGGAUUUUAUUCAAUUUUAAUUCAAUUUAUUCUUUUUUUUUUGUUGUUGUUGUUGCUAGUUUUCAAACCAUUCCUGUUGCUCGGUGAGCCUCGUUGCUCAACUCAAAGCAAAACCGAGGAAUUCUUGCCAUGACAUUUUAGAGCACACUCGCCAUUCUUCUAUUCUUCCAAGCUGUAAACAUUUGAGAAGCGAGGGAUGAAGGGGCUAAAAAACCGUGCCGUGCGACAAAAGGCAGAUUCCUGCUCCAACUGUCUCAGAGCCUGACUUGUGGCCAGAGAGAGUGCCUUGGUGUCCUACUCUGUUGAUGUGUGUGUGUGUGUGUGUGUGUGUGUUUGAAAGUGUGUAUGUUUCCAAGUGUGUGUGUGUGUGUGUGUGUUUUGGGGGAGGUGGGAGGAUCCAGCCAGCUGAUGUCAUUCAGUCCAGCAGGCAGCGCCUGAAAGGGGCCCUUUGUUGGCAGAGAGCAGCUCCAGGACUCGGCUUCUCCUGCUAUCGAGCUCCCAAGACGUCAGAAUGGCACAAUCGAGACAGUACCUCUUCAUGACCAACUGUUAACUUUGCUCCUUGAUCAACUUGGGGGGAAAGAGUUGUUUUUCUCCGCUGCCCGCCCCCGUGUUUGGAUGUUUUUUCUUCUUCUUCUUUUCUUCCAGUAAGAAACGAUUAGGCAGAGCUGGAAUGGGGAGAAAAUGGAGCCUCUCGCACAGGAAAGUCGGUAGAAGAGAUCCGUAAAAGUCAUAAAGUGGAUGCAGCUGUGGAGUCUUUGCGAUGUGGAUACCAGCUUUCACUUUGAAAAAGUGAUCUCUUCGUUUUCUUGACUUUGUUAUUCACUUUUUAAAAAGCUGCUUCUUUUUUUUUUUUUCCUCCCCUAAAUGGGUUUAGAUCGUUAGUCCGUUUUUGGAUGACCGAUAACUAAGACGUUAACCUCGGCGGGAAAAAAAAAAAAAACAAACAAACCCUAAAACAGACUUUUUCCCUUUAAAGCAGGAUUGUACAAAUCAAAUGAAAAUGUUGGAAAUCUGUCUGAAAUUGGUGGGGUGCAAAUCAAAAAAAGGCCUUUCAUCUUCCAGCUAUAACCUUACCAGAGAAGCUCUUCAGCGACCGGACUUUGAGCCCUCUGGUCUGUCUGAGGCGGCGCGCUGGAACUCCAAAGAGAACCUGUUGGCAGGACCUAGUGAAAAUGACCCCAAUCUGUUUCUAGCACUGUACGACUUUGUUGCGAGUGGUGACAACACGCUCAGCAUCACUAAAGGAGAGAAGCUGCGAGUGCUAGGUUACAAUCACAAUGGCGAGUGGUGUGAAGCGCAGUCCAAGAAUGGUCAGGGCUGGGUGCCCAGCAACUACAUCACUCCCGUCAACAGUCUGGAGAAGCACAGCUGGUACCACGGGCCAGUGUCCCGCAACGCUGCCGAGUACCUGCUCAGCAGCGGCAUCAACGGCAGCUUCCUGGUGCGAGAGAGCGAGAGCAGUCCAGGCCAGCGGUCCAUCUCACUACGCUACGAGGGUCGAGUCUACCACUACCGCAUCAACACGGCUUCUGACGGCAAGCUCUAUGUAUCGUCGGAGAGUCGUUUCAACACACUGGCCGAGUUGGUGCAUCACCAUUCCACCGUCGCGGAUGGCCUCAUUACGACACUACACUACCCAGCGCCCAAACGUAACAAGCCCACGAUCUACGGCGUCUCGCCAAACUACGACAAGUGGGAGAUGGAGCGCACGGACAUUACUAUGAAACACAAGCUGGGCGGAGGCCAGUAUGGAGAGGUGUACGAGGGAGUGUGGAAAAAGUACAAUCUCACCGUCGCUGUCAAAACACUAAAGGAGGACACAAUGGAGGUAGAAGAGUUCCUAAAGGAGGCGGCAGUCAUGAAAGAAAUCAAACAUCCCAAUUUGGUCCAACUAUUAGGUGUUUGCACACGGGAGCCACCCUUCUACAUCAUCACUGAGUUCAUGACCCACGGUAACCUGCUGGACUACCUGCGUGAGUGUAACCGCGAGGAGGUCAACGCCGUGGUGCUGCUCUACAUGGCCACUCAGAUUUCCUCUGCAAUGGAGUACUUGGAGAAGAAAAAUUUUAUUCACAGGGACUUGGCUGCCCGCAACUGCUUGGUCGGGGAGAACCACUUGGUGAAGGUAGCAGAUUUUGGUUUGAGUCGUCUGAUGACGGGAGACACGUACACAGCUCACGCCGGAGCCAAAUUUCCUAUCAAAUGGACUGCACCAGAAAGCCUGGCAUAUAAUAAAUUCUCGAUCAAAUCAGAUGUAUGGGCUUUUGGAGUGCUGCUAUGGGAGAUUGCCACCUAUGGGAUGUCCCCAUACCCUGGGAUUGAUUUGUCCCAGGUAUAUGAGCUACUUGAGAAGGACUAUCGCAUGGACAGACCUGAGGGAUGCCCAGAGAAAGUCUACGAACUAAUGAGAGCCUGUUGGAAAUGGAACCCAGCAGAGAGGCCGUCCUUUGCCGAGACCCAUCAAGCGUUUGAAACUAUGUUUCAGGAAUCCAGCAUCUCAGACGAGGUGGAGAAAGAAUUGGGGAAGAAGGGUAAAAAGCUGACACUUGGCUCCAUACAGCAGGCCCCGGAGCUACCGACCAAAACUAGGACGAUACGCAGACCUAUGGAGAAAGAUGGAGACAGCCCAGACGGUGCGGAGGCAGAGGUAGCGGUGUCGCCGAUGCUUCCUCGAAAAGAGAGGCUUAUAGUAGACAGCAAUCUAAACGAGGAACCAAAAUCCAAGACCAGCCUCAACCCCUUGAUCAGCUUAAUCAAAAAGAAAAAGAAAACCGCUCCGACCCCUCCAACACGCAGCAGUUCCUUUAGGCACCCCAGGGAUGAUUUUAACAAUGGCUCUUCGUUUAAUGACGCCACGCUAGGUAUCGACCCUUCGAAGUUCCUCUGCCUCAAUAAUAAUGGAGCUGGAGGUGUCAGCAACGGAGCACCCGCAUAUCCGGGUCAGGUGUUUCCUCCACACCCGCGGAAAAAGGGCACACAAGGAACUUCCAGUGUUGGGAGACUCGCUACAACGCCCCCGGGUGAGGAAGAUCUGUCCAACUCAAAGCGCUUUCAGAGGUCCUCAUCAGCCUCCAGCAUGCCCCCAGGGUCAGACCGCACAGAGUGGAAGUCGGUCACACUCCCCCGUGACGUGCAGUCUCGCCACUUCGACUCGAGCACCUUGGGAAGCAAGCCUGCCCUGCCUCGCAAGAGCACACCACGCGGUGGCACUCUUACCCCACCCCCACGCCUGUCCAAGAAGACCGAAGACGCUUUAGACGAGGUUUUUAAGGAUAGUGAAUCUAGUCCCGGAUCAAGCCCCCAGACCCUAACCCCCAAGUUGGGUCAUCGGCCGCAAACGCAGAGCGAAAACUCCAAAACUAGUGCCUUCCAAGCAGACCUGCUUAAAUCGAACGCACUCUCUGCCCUGGGAGCGGCUGGGGAGGAGUGCAGAGCACGCAGACACAAACAACCUCUAGAUAUCUCGGGUCAGCGAGAGAAGGAUAGGGGGAAGUUUCCAAAGUCCAAGCCAGCCCCUCCUCCACCUCCACCCUCGAGUGUCAAAUCUGGGAAGGUUUCACGGAGCCCCACGCAAGACCUAACCGCUGACGCUAAAGUCAAAGUCAGUCUUGACCUAAGUCCCUCUGGCUCUGAUCAAGCCAGGUCCUUCUUGCCCCAGGAAAGUACCAAAAAACUUAGCACCUCAAAAGCACAGCCAUCAAAGACCGCACCCACUUCUCCAACCAGUCAGCCACUGGGAGUAGUGGCCAGCUCACCUGCUGGAGAUCAGGGCUUGGCUACGGCUUUCAUCCCGCUUGUGACUACACGCCGCUCUUUGAGGAAAACGCGUCAGAAUGAACGUAUUCCCAACUCGACCAUCACACGAGAGAUGGUCCUGGAGAGCACAGAGCUUCUGCGUGCUGCCAUCAGCAGGAACUCUGAGCAAACAGGCAGUCAUAAUGCGGUUUUGGAGGCUGGCAACAACCUGUCCAAGUACUGCCUGAGCUACGUGGACUCCAUACAGCAGAUGAGGAACAAGUUUGCAUUCCGUGAGGCCAUUAACAAGCUGGAGAACAGCCUGAGGGAGCUGCAGAUCUGCCCUACAGCCACUGGGGGCGCUAGCACACCACAAGACUUCACCAAGCUCCUAUCCUCUGUCAAGGAGAUUAGUGACAUUGUCCAGAGGUAGCCGAAGUGCCUUGAUCCUCCCUUUUAGUUUCCCCCUUCAGGGUAACCAGCAGAAUAAUGAUCUUGACAAGGCAGAUUUAGAGAGGGGGAUUUAUUUUUAUUUUAUUUUUUUCCUCCUGAAUGGCUGUGACAUACAUUUUUCCUAAACAAUCUGAAAUCACCUCUUGUGUUCAAAAAUACUGUAGGACUCAAUAAUACUGUAGGUUGCAUAUCAUAGGACAGAAGUGUCUUGGUGUUGAGCGCACAUUCGAAAGAACCUUCAUGUAAAUUGGGUUGGAUCAUAAACAAUCUUGAAAUAUGAAAAGCCUGAGUAUUAGUUACAUUGGAAAAUUGUGAUGACACGUAUUUCUUAAAAACAAAGUCGUCUUGGAUUUUGUUGAUUACAGUCUCGAAGACAAACCUCACGUCGUGUAUUAUCCGGGGCUCACUCAAGAAAUCCACUCUACGGUUUAUUUUGUGUACAGAUGGGAGACUCGUGGUUUUGACCAAGAUCUUUGUUCUCCAGCUUGGUUUUACUUUGUUUUUUUUUUUCCCCCAUUAAAGGGCUCUGUUGUGUGACAUGUUACAGCCCCAUUGUUAAUAUUGAGCCCAGUUAAGUGUUAGAGAAUCACUGUGCCAUAACGGUUCCAAAUCAGUGCAGUUCUUUCUUUUGAACGGAUGUGCCUUAAACGUCCUUGAACUUAAAGACACUCGGCAUUAAUCAGCGAUGUGACCUUGAGGAAAAAAAAAAACAGGACUGACUGAGCAUUUUAACUUAUACAUUCAUCUACAGUAACUGACAUGGAUGUUUUGAUUCUGAACACUACUGUCUCCAGGAGCCAGAGAAGGAUUGGUAAAGCAAGACCAGCAACACAAGAACCCAUGUAUCUGAAUGUUUUUUCUUUUCUUCUUUUAUCUAACGAUCUGUAAGAACGCAAGCCGGCACUCGUUAUGUCACUUGGUAACGUUCUGCACACCACUGACUAAGAUCCCGGUUACACCUUGUUGUUCUGUGCGUCUCGAGUAUCAGGAUUUGAUCUGGAUACGGACCGAAUACAUCAAACCCUUCGUAAUAUAUCGUGUCACUACUAAUAUCACCUCAGGACAGGAGAUCGUAACCAGAACCUCCUUUCACUGGAAACGAGGAGCAGCUGGCCACGCGUAACGAGCUUUGUCGAAACCAGUUCGCGUUCGUUUUGACCUGUGGUUAAAAUCACCAUGAAAUUUUUCAAUCUGAUCCAGGAUGCAUGAAUCAUCCGGGUGUAAAUGGGGUUCAAAUUGCUGGGAAACUUUUAAGGAUUAGAAUCACUAAGAUGAUUCGAGGUUUUCUGAUGGCCCCAUGGUUCAGUGGCGUGGUCUUACACACAGCAUUAAUGGGGGAAAACUGAGAUGUAUCGAGUGCUUAGAAAUCGUAUACUUAACCAACCAACGAACCUUCACUGUUAAGUCAGAAACUCUUACUAAAAAAAACCCAAACAGAAACACGUUCCUUUUCGUUUUUACUCGUAUUGUUUUUACAGUAUUAGUGUUUUUCAUUUUCGACACUUAGCCCUCUGACUGCGAUGCUUGAGGACGAAGCCUGCCACAAGCUGCCUGUUUUGACGUGGUACUGCCAGUGUUGACUUCUGUUUUUUUUAUCUUCAUAAAAGUCAUGCCACUACUCUUUUUUUUUUUUUGUUUAAUCCAAGUGUCACAGGUUUUGUACACUAAUUUGCUCAUCUUUUGUAAAUACACAUUUCUUGCAAUUUCAUGCGUAAAAUACAAAGCAAUUUUGUUACUUGAA